This is a messenger RNA of Argentina anserina (silverweed cinquefoil), 539 nucleotides long. RefSeq lists its product as uncharacterized. NCBI's taxonomy places the organism in Eukaryota, Viridiplantae, Streptophyta, Magnoliopsida, Rosales, Rosaceae. The coding region runs from base 29 to 406 and encodes 125 amino acids. The transcript is spliced from 2 exons. The record is from RefSeq and is a predicted model, not a curated record.
UCCUACCCUUACCCCAAAUUUGAGAAAAAUGAAGAAAACAUUACUUCCAUGGCUGCUCUUGAUGAUCCUAACAUCAAGCUUGGCUCUCACAAAUAGCUCUUUCCUGUUGAAACAUCAUCAAGGUGACGUUAACCUCUCAAGGCUACAGGGACAAGAAACUAAUGGUGUGAAACUUAAUGGAUCAGAAGGAAAUUAUGGACGAGAGACAAACAAAGACCAAGGAGAUUUGCUUGUUUCAGAAAAGGGACAGAGAGGGAAAACAGGAGUUUUUGGUGGUGGAAAUUCUGCACAUCGCCCCCAUCAAAAGAAAAGUAGUGCAACACCCCGCCCUUGUUAUAUCAUCGCAGAAACCACGCUGUACGUAAGCUUCAGUGUGGUUCUUAUUCUUACCUACAAAUUGCUCUAAGAUGUUCUGUUUGAUUCGGACACGUCUCUGUGUAGUCAGUGUGAGAGCUAGUUAUGAAAUUUUCUCACGGUGUGAUGAGAGAGAUCGUUUGUUCAGCUUCCGAUUUAGAGUUUCUUUCAUUGGAUCAACUUGG